This is a messenger RNA of Zophobas morio, 3821 nucleotides long. It is a transcript of the gene Ranbp16, whose product is annotated as exportin-7. The transcript is spliced from 13 exons. Bases 152 to 3487 code for a protein of 1111 amino acids. Gene Ontology annotation, biological process: protein export from nucleus. The record is from RefSeq and is a predicted model, not a curated record. Gene Ontology annotation, molecular function: nuclear export signal receptor activity; small GTPase binding. Gene Ontology annotation, cellular component: nuclear pore; cytoplasm. Lineage: Eukaryota; Metazoa; Arthropoda; Insecta; Coleoptera; Tenebrionidae.
GUCAGGCGCCACCGAUCCGUUAAAUUUGCGUUAUGUUGUUUUUGAGUGUGAACGGUGUGAAGUUGAUACAAGUGGUGCAAAUCAUACCUCUUCCAUCUCUGUAUUUAUCAGCAAAAUCACCAACAAAUUUGCCCAAUGAAAGAGAGCGAUAAUGGCUGAUGAACAAGAGAUCCGCCAACUGGAACUGUUGUGCAAGCAGCUCUAUGAGUCCCAGGACACUGCGAUUAGGGCUGACGCAGAGAAGGCCCUAGUGGUGUUCCAGGAUGGGCCCGAUGCUCUCACCAAGUGCCAGGUCUUGUUGGACAGAGGGGACUCGUGCUAUGCCCAGCUACUGGCAGCCACUACUUUGACCAAGUUGGUGUCGAGGAGUGCGCAAGGUUUGAGCUUGCAGCAGAGAGUGGAUAUUAGGAAUUAUGUGUUGAAUUAUUUGGCAACGAGGCCAAAGCUACCUAACUUUGUGGUGCAGGCACUGGUCACUCUUUUUGCGAGGAUUACUAAGCUGGGAUGGUUCGACACACACAAGGAGGAUUUCGUGUUUAGGAAUGUCGUCAGUGAUAUUAGCAAGUUCUUACAGGGUUCCGUGGAACACUGCAUGAUCGGGGUGCAGCUACUCUCCCAAUUAACCUGUGAAAUGAAUCAAAUCUCCGAAGUGGAAGCGAACCGUUCCCUGACAAAACACCGCAAGAUCGCGUCAUCGUUCCGCGACACUCAGCUCUUCGAGAUAUUUCGUCUUUCGUGUACUCUCCUCGGUACGGCCAUAGAGAACUGUAAAAAUCUCAACUUCAACGACGAAAGCCAGCACGGACUAAUGACGCAGCUGCUGCGGUUAGCCCAAAACUGUCUCACUUUCGAUUUCAUCGGAACUUCGACGGACGAAAGUUCGGACGACUUAUGCACCGUACAAAUACCGACCAGUUGGCGGCCGGCGUUUUUGGAUUUUACCACCUUGAAGUUGUUUUUUGACUUGUAUCAUUCCUUACCUAACACGCUGUCGUCGUUAGCGCUAUCGUGUCUCGUGCAGAUCGCUUCGGUCAGACGCUCUCUGUUCAGUAACACGGAGAGAGCGAAGUUUCUGACGCACCUGGUUAAUGGGGUUAAGCAUAUUCUUCAAAAUCCACAAGGGCUGAGUGACUCGGCGAAUUAUCACGAGUUCUGUCGGCUUCUGGCGAGGCUGAAGUCCAAUUAUCAGCUGGGAGAGCUGGUUAUGGUGGAUAAUUAUCCGGAAGCUAUACAGCUAAUUGCGAAGUUUACUGUCCAGAGUUUACAAAUGUGGCAGUUCGCUCCAAAUAGCGUCCAUUACUUGCUGAGUCUGUGGCAAAGGAUGGUAGCCUCCGUUCCGUACGUCAAAGCUACAGAACCCCAUUUACUAGAAACUUACACGCCGGAAGUAACGAACGCGUACAUUACUUCUCGAUUGGAGUCUGUUGCCGUGGUGGUACAAGAAAACCUCGAAGAUCCUCUCGAAGAUUUAGGGAUGGUGCAGCAACAACUCGAGCAACUGUCUGUGAUUGGUAGAUGCGAAUACCAAAAAACUUGCACGUUGUUAGUACAAUUGUUCGAUCAGGCCGCUAGAAAUUACCAAGAGCUGAUGGCAAUUCCCAGGUCGAGCGGAGUCGUCAGUCCAACGCAGCACGUCGAGAUAACCGUACAAGAAGGUAGGUUAACGUGGUUGGUUUACAUCAUCGGCUCGGCGAUAGGAGGCCGCGUUUCCUUCAACAGCAACGAAGAACAUGACACCAUGGACGGGGAAUUAGUGUGUAGGGUGUUGCAGUUGAUGAACUUGACCGAUUCUAGGUUAGCACAGGGCGGAUGCGAGAAGCUGGAGUUGGCCAUGCUGAGUUUCUUCGAACAGUUUAGGAAAAUUUACGUCGGUGAUCAAGUGCAAAAAAAUUCGAAAGUUUAUAGAAGACUGUCGGAAGUGUUAGGACUGAAUGACGAAGCGACCGUUCUGAGUGUUUUUAUUAGGAAAAUAAUAACAAAUCUAAAGUAUUGGGGUCGCAGCGAACAAAUAAUCAGCAAGACGUUGCAACUUCUCAACGAUCUCUCGGUUGGUUACAGCUGCGUAAGAAAGCUAGUCAAACUCGAAGAAGUUCAAUUUAUGUUAAAUAAUCACACUAGUGAACAUUUCCCGUUUUUGGGAAAUUCCGUUGUGGUCACGGAAAUGAGGUGUAGAUCUAUGUUUUAUACUUCGCUGGGACGGUUGCUUAUGGUGGAUUUGGGAGAAGAUGAAGAUCGAUUUCACACCUUCAUGCUGCCUCUCACCGCAUCAUUUGAAAAUAUUGGUUCCAUGUUGACUUCGGCCGACGGGCCGAUGUUCACCCAAGAGGACGCAAAGAAGGCUUUGAUUGGCCUGGCUAGGGAUCUUAGAGGGUUGGCGUUUUCUUUUAAUACAAAGACGUCGUAUAUGAUGCUUUUUGACUGGAUAUAUCCAAGUUAUACUCCAGUUUUACUGAGGGCGAUAGAAUUGUGGUACCACGAUCCUCAGGUGACUACUCCUGUAUUAAAGCUUUUUGCCGAAUUAGUUCAAAAUCGAUCACAAAGGCUCCACUUCGAUGUAUCGUCACCAAAUGGAAUCUUAUUGUUUAGGGAAGCCAGUAAAAUUAUUUGUAGUUACGGUAGUAGGAUAUUAAACGUAGAAGUACCAAAAGAUCAAACGUAUCCAUUAAAACUGAAAGGGAUAUCAAUAUGCUUUUCUAUGCUCAAGGCGGCUUUGUGUGGUAGUUACGUAAACUUUGGUGUGUUUCGACUAUACGGUGACGAAACUUUGGACAAUGCUCUUAACACUUUCGUAAAAUUGUUACUGUCGAUACCACAGUCGGAUCUACUGGACUACCCAAAGUUGUCGCAGACUUACUACGUACUGCUGGAGUGCCUGGCACAGGAUCACAUGAGUUUCUUAUCGACACUGGGGCCGCAAGUAUUUUUAUACAUCCUCUCCUCGAUAUCCGAGGGUCUAACUGCCUUAGGUGGGCAACUGAAUCACUAUACAGAUACAAUGGUGUGUACCGGCUGCUGUGCUACGCUGGAUCACAUAGUAACCUACCUGUUUAAACAGCUGACGCAGAAAGUUUACCCGGGUAAGAAACAGAGAGUGGGUAUGGCGCCCAACAGUGAUAUGUUCCUAAAAGUACUCGAAAUGCACCCGGAAAUUCUUCAGCAGAUUUUGAGCACUGUAUUGAAUGUGAUCAUGUUUGAGGACUGUCGAAACCAGUGGUCGAUGUCGCGACCGCUUCUAGGACUUAUCCUUCUAAACGAAGAAUAUUUUAAUCAAAUGCGGGAGAAUAUAAUCAGGAGUCAGCCGCCUGACAAGCAGGCGGCUAUGGCUCAGUGGUUCGAAAACCUGAUGGACGGAAUAGAAAGAAAUUUGUUAACGAAAAAUAGGGAUAAGUUUACGCAGAAUUUGUCAUUGUUUCGGCGAGAUAUUAAUGACUCUUUAAAAGGGCCCAAUGUAAAUACGUCGUCUGCUAGUGAUAUGAUGACAUCAUAGUGAAUGUGAAAGAUGCAACUGUCAGAUCAACAGUGUGCUGUUUUUAUGUACUGUGAAAAAUACUAAUUGGUUGUUACAUUAGGUACACAUUGCAUUUAUUUUUGUUAAAUUAUUGUUGUUAGAGCGACGACUCCGUAUACUUGUUUUGAACGAAUUAUGAGUGAAGUAGAUGCUUGUUUGAGAACUUUUUUAAUUGUGUACCAUGUGGUAAUACAAGAAAAAUAAAUGCAUUGGAUAUCUACGAAAGAUUAUCAGUGCUGGUGUACUUUUCAGUACUAAUGACUUUAUUUACAAUAGAGAAUCUAAAGCAGGCUGAUUAAAUUUUAAAUAACUA